This is a messenger RNA of Trichomonas vaginalis G3, 654 nucleotides long. Its product is annotated as cell division. Gene Ontology annotation, molecular function: cyclin-dependent protein serine/threonine kinase regulator activity. Gene Ontology annotation, cellular component: nucleus; cyclin-dependent protein kinase holoenzyme complex; cytoplasm. The record is from RefSeq and is a predicted model, not a curated record. The coding region runs from base 1 to 654 and encodes 217 amino acids. The transcript has a single exon. NCBI's taxonomy places the organism in Eukaryota, Parabasalia, Trichomonadida, Trichomonadidae. Gene Ontology annotation, biological process: mitotic cell cycle phase transition; regulation of cyclin-dependent protein serine/threonine kinase activity.
AUGGAAAAUAAUGAACUUUAUUAUAAUUUGUUCAAACAAGAUACAAUAUCUAGAACAUGUAUUCGUGAUGGAGGUAGAGAUGAAGUCUGUAAACCAUAUCAAAUCCAAAUUGAUUUCGAAUCACGUUCAAAACUCAUAGAAUGGCUUAAUGAACUAGUUGAAAUAUACAAAUUGCAACCUGAAACAUUGUAUAUAGCAGUUAAUAUGAUUGAUUUAUAUAUUCUAAAGAACGUUGUUCCAAUUGGUAGUUAUCAGCUACUUGCAGCAACAUCCCUUUAUACUGCUACCAAAUAUAACGAAACAAACUAUCCUGCUUUAUCAGAAUUCAUAUAUUUAUGCGAUGGUUUAUAUUCAAGAUCGAAUUUUAUAGAAAUGGAGCACAACAUACUGAAAUUCUGCCAUUACUCGCUUUCAUUAAUAUCAUAUACUACAGUUGCUUAUGCAAUGAUUGCUAAGGACAAUCCUCCAGAAGAUUUUGUUGAUUAUCUUAUAAAUUUUAGUAGAAAAACAUUACUUACGAAAGGAAUAACGCUGAUGAAACCUACAGAAGUUGCUAAAUCCAUUUUAGACCUUAUGGAGAAUGGAUUCAAUGUAGACCCAAAUGAUCUUUUGAAAAAAAUUAAAAUGUAUAUUGUUAAUGCGAUUAAAAACUAA